Molecule: messenger RNA, 2311 nt
Organism: Elaeis guineensis (African oil palm)
Lineage: Eukaryota; Viridiplantae; Streptophyta; Magnoliopsida; Arecales; Arecaceae
Product: probable receptor-like serine/threonine-protein kinase At5g57670
Biological process (GO): protein phosphorylation
Molecular function (GO): protein kinase activity; ATP binding
Source: RefSeq, a predicted model, not a curated record
CUUCCACAACAAACCACUCACCAACCGAUCCAUUAUACUGUGGAGGCCGAAAACAGGAAUGAGAAGGCCAUCACUCCCUCCAUCUAUUAAUCAGACAAUUCAUAUCCUCUUCCCUCCCCUCCUAUUCUGUAAUGCUUCUUAAGCAAGGCAAUUUGAAUGACAGCAAAGUGUGGUCUCCACUACCCACCUCUUCCCAUCUCCAUCCAUGCGAUUCUCUAUUCUACAUAUUUCAUACUCCACCGCGACAUCAUGUCCCUCCUUCGGUCUUAGGAAAGCAACAGGUCUAAUCCUCUGCCUCUCAGAUGGAUUCCACAGAGGAGCGUGCUCUUUCCAGCAAAAUACUUGUUGGUAUCUCACUUGACGCACGAGCUAGCAGUGAGCUUCUUUCGUGGGCAGUUGGAAAUGCAGCUCAUCCAAAUGACACCAUUGUUGCCUUGCAUGUUCUCGUUGGGAAAGGAGAGAAGAAAAUUAACUCUGAUAUGACUAGAUUGCGCCAAGCAAAGGCCUUUGUGAUUUCCAUGCUUGGAGAGUUCACUGAGAUCUGUGAAACUAAGCAGGUGAAGUUGGAGGCGAAGGUCAGGAGCAGCUCGAGCAUUGGAAGGGGUCUUACUGCUGAGGCAGCUUUGAUCGAUGCCAACUUUCUUCUCGUUGGCGGUUCAAGGAAUUCAUCCCAAAGAAAUUCUUAUGAAAUCACAAAGUAUUGCCUCAAGUAUGCUCCCGAAGGCUGCUCGGUUAUCGCUGUUGGAAAACAAGGUCUGCCUCAAAAUGACACUUAUUUGGAUUCUCUAACAUGUGAAGAAAACCAAUCUUUGAGCUCGAGGUGGAACAGCAAAAACCUCCAUGUGGGUAAGGCUCUAUCCCCUCUGCAAAAGCUUUUUGGGUCAAAUUCCAAGAUAGAGAAGAGGAAUUCAUCCCGUCAAAGUAUCUGUGAGAAAAGCUCACCUAGAGCUGUUCUAGAUGGACCUGAGGGAGAGAACGCUGCUCCAGAGGAAUGCUUUAGUCCUUCUAGCAAUGAGACUAGCAGUCGCAGCCGCACCGGCAUUUGGAGGCGCCUUUCUAUUGCCAAGCUAUUCUUUCGCUCAACAGAGCACUUGGCUGGAAAGGAGACCGAUGGGUGUUCGACCUAUACUGAAGACCAGAAGCCUUCUUGGAGAUGCUUUAGCUAUGAAGAGAUUUCUCGUGCUACAAAUAACUUCCACCCUGAAAAUAUGGUUGGUAGAGGAGGAUAUGCAGAAGUAUUUAAAGGAAAACUCUAUAACGGCCAAGCUGUAGCAGUGAAGCGAUUGGCUAAAGGCAACACCUGUGAGCAAAAAGAGAAAGAAUUCCUUGCAGAACUAGGCAUAAUUGGGCAUGUAUGCCAUCCAAACACAGCCUUCCUGAUAGGCUGCUGCAUCGAGAAUGGACUUCAUCUGAUAUUUGAUUUCUCUCCUAAUGGAAGCUUGGCAUCAGCUUUGCAUGGUAAAAAUGGCGAGUUUCUCGAGUGGCCAGUGAGAUAUAAGAUAGCCAUAGGGACUGCUAGAGGGCUGCACUACCUUCACAAAUGCUGCAGAAGGAGAAUUAUUCACCGUGAUAUCAAGGCCUCCAAUGUUCUCCUUGGGCCAGAAUUUGAACCCCAGAUUUCAGAUUUUGGACUGGCAAAAUGGCUUCCAAAACAAUGGACUCAUCACUGUGUCAUCCCAAUAGAGGGCACUUUUGGGUAUUUGGCACCGGAGUACUUCAUGCAUGGGAUUGUUGAUGAGAAGACUGAUGUUUUUGCCUUUGGGGUUCUGUUAUUGGAGAUUGUUACCGGCAGGAGGCCUGUGGAUUCAUCAAAGCAAAGCCUACUCCUCUGGGCCAAGCCACUUAUAGACACUGGGAGAGUAGAUGAACUUGCUGACCCAAAGCUCGAAGGUAAAUAUGACCUGGACCAGUUGCAGAAAUUGGUGCUCACUGCUUCCUACUGCGUGAGACAGACAUCUAUCUGGCGUCCAUCCAUGAGUGAGGUAUUACAGCUCCUAACGGACUGCGACGACUCGAAAGUAGCAGAAAGCUGGAGGAUGCCUGAAAGCCAGAUUGAUGAGAUGGAUGAUUGGAGUUUGGGUACAGACUUCUGUUAUCCCUACUAGCCGUCUCUUCCAGAAAAUAUUGGUAGGUUUAAAGUUCGUUUUUGCUUUUUGCACCGGUUUAGAAUAUGGUUGACUUAUAACUGUGAGAACGAUGAUGAAGUUAUUUGAUCUUUGUAAUUUAUUGCGAUACGCAUGGAUGUCAAAGUUUUAAUUUCUCUCUGUUUCAAUGCCAUGUUAUAUGAUUUUGCGAUAAAAAAAGUUUCCAU